UGUUGCUAUUCAGCAUCCAAGAUCUGUCACAAGUCUUCACAACCCGGCACUGCCCUACUUGUCAAAUUCUGCAAAACGUACUAAAUGUGCACCGCUCACAGUAUGAAUCCGCUAGUGUGUGGUAGCGCCGCGCCAUUCCCGGACUGGGCUUCAUGGGGACGGUCGAAUUCCAGUACACAACUGGAGACAAUUACAAAACGUUAAAGCCCGACCUGACGAUAUAUGAUGAAAUGGCUACGCCGCGGCGCCUCAAAACACAGUAUGCACCAAGACGUAUUUACUUUAAGUUAGCCAAGACAUGGGUAGCGGCGUGCAAAGAGUCGCAUCCAGCUUGCACUACUCACUUUUCAAGAGAGCUCAAGGGCCUUCGUGUGAUCGAUUGUGUUACGAGAAAUGUAGCUGCAGCCCCAAAAGACUGCAUAUACGUUGCUCUUUCGUACGUUUGGGGGAUGUCAGGCAUCUGCGACGAUCCAAGUUCUUAUACACUACCGGAACGGUUGCCACUCAGCGUCGAAAACAGUAUCGAUGCAACUCUAAUGUUAGGGUAUCGAUAUCUCUGGGUUGAUAGAUACUGCAUCGAUCAAAUGAAUGCUGCAGACAAGCAUCACCAGAUAAACCAGAUGGGCGAUAUCUACUCUUCGGCAGAGCUCACACUUAUCGCGGCAGCGGGCGCAAAUUCAGCUCAUGGCCUGCCUGGCGUCGUAAGCGAACGCGAACGCUUUGAGCAUGAUGUUGCGAUCGGGCGUCUAAGAUUUGUCACCACGUACGGGUGGGCCAUCGAUGAAAUAUAUCGUUCAGUCUGGUCCUCACGCGCUUGGACAUUCCAAGAAGGAUACAUAUCAAGACGCAGGCUGUACUUCACCGACACCCGGUUGGUUUACAUCUGUGAGACAGAGGUCUACUGCGACGCCGAAUGGGGCUGCAUGCCCACAGGACGUGAAAGUCUAGCACACCUUGCCGAAUGUCUUCCCAGUAUAUACUCAAAAAUGGGCCUUGCCGCUGGUAUCCUCAGAGAAUACACACGCCGUAAUCUCACAUUCAAUUCGGAUGCACUGAAUGCGAUAGUCGGCAUCUUGAACACACUCAGCAAGGGCAGAACGCCUAUUUUCCAUACUUGGGGAGUCACCUUUGGCAAGAUUCCCAUUCCAAAGACAGUUGCCCAGAAUCGCAUAGGUGUACCUCUGAUCAAGACACAGAAUGUAUUGGCCAUUGCAUUACAUUGGAUCCACACCUCCCCGUGCCAUCGACGGAAAGCGUUUCCCAGCUGGUCUCCACUAGGCUGGGAGGGGUAGUGGACUAUGUUGAUCUCUUGCCGCCCGUUAUCUCAACUUCUUUCCACGUCAAUUUGUGGAACGAUGGUGAAUUUAUUCACAUAUCCAAUGCAAGAGAAACAACGCUUCGGCAAGUCGAACCUGAUGGUCUGGAUAAGUCACGGCAUCUUGAAAUCAC
This is a messenger RNA of Alternaria rosae, 1449 nucleotides long. Its product is annotated as heterokaryon incompatibility protein-domain-containing protein. The coding region runs from base 153 to 1292 and encodes 379 amino acids. NCBI's taxonomy places the organism in Eukaryota, Fungi, Ascomycota, Dothideomycetes, Pleosporales, Pleosporaceae. The transcript has 2 exons. The record is from RefSeq and is a predicted model, not a curated record.